CACACACACACACACACACACACACUUGCACAUUCACACUUUCACAGAGGCAAGACACACGUAGCAGGCUUUUUUAAUAUUCAACAGAUUUUAAUAUAGCGCACUUGUCACUUAAUGCCCUCGGUCUUACCGUAAAAAUGAACAAAACAUUGGUUAACGAAGGACCAAGAUGGUUAAUGAUUAUUUUGUGGUUGGCAGGAAAUAUUGGCAUGUUUACUUAUAGCUUUCUGAAAUUCCAUAAUUCCAAGGAAUAUUACUAUUUGAAUGUUAUAACUGGGGCUAAUUUACCAGCAGCAAGAGGAAGUGCCGCCUGUUUGAAUCUUAACUCUAUGUUAAUACUCUUCCCAAUUUGUCGCAAUUUUCUCAACUUUAUAAGAGGCUCAUUCGUGUGCAAAGCUGUACGAAGAACCUUUGACGACAACAUCUUAUACCAUAAACUAUGUGCCUACAUGAUCUGUUUGCAAACAGCCAUUCAUGUUGUCAGCCAUUGUUUUAACUUGCAAAGGUUUGUGCAGUCCUAUGACAGCCCUGACCCAAAGAAACGGGACCUGCUAUUGGCAUUGAGUCAACUUCCAAUCAACAAUACCAGUGAUGGCUACAUCAACCCUGUCCGAAGUGCACACUCAAAUCCUAUUUAUGAGAUGUUCAUCAUGCUGCCCGGAGUAAGUGGUGCUAUAAUUACUUUUGCUCUCAUUAUCAUGUUCACCUCAUCAACUCACCUUAUCAGGCGAUCUUAUUUUGAAGUGUUCUGGAUCACACAUCACCUGUAUAUCAUCUACUUCAUUGGAUUAAUUGUUCAUGGUUUUCAAGGUGUUGUCAGGAAGCAAUCUAACAUCGAUGAACAUGACCCUGAACUUUGUGCCACCUUAUAUAACGAUUGGGGGAAUAAAGACCCAUGUUUGGCGUAUCCGAAGUUUUCUAGUUCACCAGCUCAGUCAUGGAAAUGGAUACUUCUACCUGUUAUCAUAUACCUGAUAGAAUGUUUGAUUUCUCUUAUUCGUUCAAACCAGAAGGUGAAAAUUGUUAAAGUAGUUAAACAUCCCAGUCAAACCUACCAACUGCAAAUGAAACAAGCUGGAGGAUUCAGAAUGUCACCUGGUCAAUAUAUAUUUUUAAAGUGUCCAUCUGUUUCAAAAUUGGAAUGGCAUCCGUUUACACUGACAUCGGCACCACAAGAUGAUUUUUUCUCUGUGCAUAUUCGUACUGUUGGUGAUUGGACAAGAGAUCUGGCCAAAGCAUGUCACAUUGAAGAUCCCGGUGAAGCAAUUUCUACAGGAUUACCUGACAUGGCUGUCGAUGGACCCUAUGGUACACCUAUUAAGGAUGUUUUUUGCUAUGAUGUGGACAUAUUUAUUGGAACAGGAAUCGGUGUCACUCCAUUUGCCUCUGUACUAAGAUACAUUUGCAAAGAAAUUGAAAAACAGAAUUUCAAGGAAGUCCUGAAAAAAGUUUACUUUUUUUGGAUCUGCCCCCAAACACAAGCCUUUGAAUGCUUCCAGGAACUUCUUGUGUCUUUAGAAAUCAUGCUUGAGAAGAUGAACCAGAAUGAGUUCCUCAGUUAUAACAUCUACUUGACACGUGGCUUAAAUAAAAGUCAGAUUGGAAACAUAGCAUUACAUUUUGGUGAUAAUAUUGAUCCAAUAACAAGACUUCGAGAAAAAACCCACUUUGGGAGACCAAGAUGGUCAAAUAUCUUCAAAGAGAUAAAAGACGCUCAUUUAGGGAAAAGUAUCGGUGUAUUUUACUGUGGUCCAUCACAACUGUCGAAAACCCUCUGUGAAAUGUGCAACACCCACUCUGAUUCCAUAACUGACAAAGGCAUGAGGACUCAGUUCUUUUUCAACAAAGAAAGUUUCUAAUUCGUCAUCUGUGUUGUUUGUGCGUGCACGCACAUGCAUGUGUAUAUAUAUCUCAUUCACAUUUAGUAGUUGGUGAAGGUCAACCUUUAUUUUCCACCACAGCUUCUGUCCCCUCUAGCUAAUCCAGUUCUGGACCAAACUGAAUGCAGUUAAAUUCAUUGAAAUAUUAUAAUAGAAAAUUGGCCACAUUAAAAAAAAGGUUAUGAUAAAAUUUGUGUUCAAAACCUGGGUGUAUAACAUAUAGAUGUAAUUUCUAAGCAGUAAAGUUUCUUUAUUUCUGAUUUAUUUUAAUUGCACUUGAAUAAAAGAGCUCAGUGAGAGAAACCAAGAUCUGUUAACCACAUCAUGGUGAAGCAGAAAAAACCCAAAACCUUACAAGGAAAAAUGUAGUCAAAUAGGGAAAGGUAGUAACACCUGAUAUUGUCUUUAAGUUGUUGUAUCUGUUAUUUUAAGGCAGUGGUUCCCAAAGUUGGUGGUACUGCCCCACUGGGGGCUUUGAAGAAUAAUGGGAUGACGAAGAUGGAGCAAUGGAUGUAAAAAAAACCAAACAAAACAAAAUAAAGGGUGAACUAGAUAAAGUUUUAUUUGUGAAAUACUGUUGUUUUGAAUUAGCUACAGAAAAUGGUCUAUGUCUGUGAUAGUGGUGGGGGCACCAGGAAUGUGGCCUUAGAACCAAGGGGGCAGCAACCUGAAAAAGUUUGGGAACCACUGUUUUAAGGGAUAAUUUUCCUCAAAGCUUUCCUCAAAGAGCUAAAGGAGAAGAAUCUUACAUAAGUUUAUAGGGCAAAAAGUGGUCAAAUCAGAAAUGGAAACUAGCUUAAAUUCGUAUUUAAAUCAUCAUAAAUCUAUUAUUUUAGAAAAAACAAUUAGUAUAAUUAAGCUUUUCUGAACAAUCAAUAGGGCAGGAAACCAAUACUGAAAACUGUACUAAAUUUGGUACUGUAUGAAAAAAGCUAUGAGGCAAAAGAUGGUUAAAAUUGAGGGUGAUCUCUGGGGUACUAAACUGUAGUUACACCUAUGUAUAUAGAUGUAACUGUGAGUGCGUAUACACACAUGUAUGUAACCUCUCAUCCACUUAUACAUAAACAGUGGUACCCAAGCAAAGUAGUGCUUGUUUGUCUCAGCAAUUAGGGAUAGUUGAAAAGUGGAAGAAAUUGGGGGACAUAUUGUGCCCUCUAACCACUUUUAUUUCAUUUUUUUCCCCAAUGUUUCUUUGGUAUCCUGUGUUUUCAACCUGAUGACAAUUUUCAGCCAUUCAAAACUUCAAACAUGACCCCUUCCCCCAAAAUUUCUGUUUUCCCUUUUUCCAAUUUUUUUUUUAAUUCCACAUAGGAAAAACUUGGAGAUCUGAAAAAUAAAUUUAUUUUCAAAAUUUCAAUUAUUUUUACCCCGCUUCCUAGCUUUCAGCAUACCCACCUCACCCCCAUACCGACAUUCUACAUGUUUUUAAAUUCAAUUGCUCAUUUCUAUGUGUAUGGAUGCUUGAUAUGCUUGAAAUAACAGCCAACUUUCUGAAAGAUCAUUUUUUUCAAAAAUUUCAUUUUUUAAAAUUCAAUCCCUCACUCAGCAAUCAGAAUAACAAUUAUUAUUAUUAUGCAUGCAUUGAUGCCCGUUGAACCAGUAGAUGAAAUAAAACCCUUCCCUGACUUUUAGAAUAAUGAUACCCACCCCACAGAAAUAUGGAAUGCAUCAGCACAGUUGUUCCCACUCCCCACUCCAACCAACCUUAAAAUAUUAAUUAAAUUCCACCCCCAACACCUGUGGUGUUCUUCAGGUGUUUCUCAAGAAUGUGAAAAUGGUCAGACUCCUUUGAUACAAAACUAGUCGUCUCAUUUACUCUACUGCUUCCAGACUGGCAUCAUUUAAUUCAUUUACUGCAGCCUUAUUGGCAUUUUCCUCCUUUGUCUUGGUUUAUCCAAGGUAUUUAUAUAAAUUACUUUCUGUCAAUAAAUUCUCGUUACCUUUUUACUAAAGUCUCAACAUUU
Messenger RNA from Octopus sinensis (East Asian common octopus), 3844 nucleotides. Its product is annotated as NADPH oxidase 1. The record is from RefSeq and is a predicted model, not a curated record. Gene Ontology annotation, cellular component: NADPH oxidase complex; plasma membrane. Lineage: Eukaryota; Metazoa; Mollusca; Cephalopoda; Octopoda; Octopodidae. The transcript is spliced from 16 exons. Gene Ontology annotation, molecular function: superoxide-generating NAD(P)H oxidase activity. Bases 138 to 1859 code for a protein of 573 amino acids. Gene Ontology annotation, biological process: superoxide anion generation; defense response.